GAUAUUACGAUUGUCCUUUCUAGAUAACUCUGCUUUCACUCAAAAAUGCUCGUGACAAAAGAGUGGAUUGUUUUCCUGACUGUGGCUGUCGUUAUUAAUUCUGAAAGACUUUGCUUUGACGAGCGCUGCUUUGUGCUCCCUCUAACUCCCAUCAAUCGAACCCAUUUAGCAGAAUGUGGAUGUGGUCUAUUGCUUUCUGGAAUGGAUCAUCUCACUAACAUUAUUAGCUUUAAUGCUAGCACUUGCUCGGUUGAGUUUAGCGAUGGUCUUGGUUUCAAAACUGCAACAGCAUCGCUCAAAGGUCCUGAUUACCGAUGGCCUCCCGUGGUCGUCGAGGAUGAGGCAAUAGAUAAAGGACUUUAUGGCUCGAUAAAUGUUUUCAAAGAUUCAUGUGAUAUAUACCCCGGAGGUAACAUGUGGAUCGCGGACAACAGAGAAAGAAAAUUUGUCUGGGACCUUGGAACGCUCUUCAAUAUCACGAAAGUAUACUUUCGCAAUUCUAGGAACAGUGGAACUAAUGACAGGCAUGUUAUUGACUUCAAGGUGUCUGUUUCGAGAUAUUAUGGCAACUUGGUCAAUUGGAUUGAUGUCCUCAGCGUCCAGGAUCUACCUCAUCCGUUGCCUUGCGAUCCUAUUCGACAAUAUGAGGUUAAUGCAACCAUUGGCAGAUUUAUUAAAUUUACGUCUUUAAAGUCCUACAGUGUUGGAUCUGCUGUGCAUUACUUUAGAGUAUAUUAAGAAACCAACGAUCGACUGAAUAUUCUGGACGUACUGUCCCCAUAAAUCUGCCGAGGAAUGUGAACGAAGACCACGAUCUAAAGUAUUGAGGACACCAAUUAUUCGGCUCGUUCGAAUAAUUUUUUUUUCAAAAAUAUGAAGUUUCAAAUUUGAACUUGAAAUAAAAGUAAUAUCUUAGACCAA
Molecule: messenger RNA, 921 nt
Organism: Tigriopus californicus
Lineage: Eukaryota; Metazoa; Arthropoda; Copepoda; Harpacticoida; Harpacticidae
Exons: 3
Coding region: 46-738 (230 amino acids)
Source: RefSeq, a predicted model, not a curated record